Molecule: messenger RNA, 540 nt
Organism: Didymella exigua CBS 183.55
Lineage: Eukaryota; Fungi; Ascomycota; Dothideomycetes; Pleosporales; Didymellaceae
Exons: 1
Coding region: 260-496 (78 amino acids)
Molecular function (GO): nucleic acid binding
Source: RefSeq, a predicted model, not a curated record
UGCGAGAGAGCGUGUUAAUCACUGUUACAACACUAGAAAGAAGCAAUAUGUACCCUCUCAGCAUGACUAUAAGCGUGGGGGGCGUGAUAAUGGGAGUGUUGAUGGGUACAGGCAUCGCGAGGGUGCACUCAAGAGCAUUACCCCAUGGAUCAAUUCACUCAAAAGGAAGGGAUUACGCUGUGUACUACUACAGGAUGGGGCUCCAGCUCACAAAUCACGAAUAGCCCGCGAUUACUGUACUGUAGAGCGCAUAGAGCGCAUGUGGUGGCCCGGCCACUCACCCGACGUUAAUGCAUCCGAGCAUGCCUGGCCAUGGAUUCGACGUCAUGUGACUCAGGAUUUCACGCCAAGCUGCACUGGGAUAGAGUGCAAGCGACAGUGGGAGGAGGAGUGGGAUGCGAUACCUAUAGAGGUGAUAAAUAAGUGGGUGAUGAGUAUACCUGAGGUGGUGAGACGUAUCAUAAAACAUGGCGGCAACAACGACUUUCACGGGUGACUCAACACCGGAAAAUCUCAGAAUAGCGGCAGCAGUAUACAAUU